This is a messenger RNA of Echinococcus granulosus, 270 nucleotides long. RefSeq lists its product as hypothetical. Lineage: Eukaryota; Metazoa; Platyhelminthes; Cestoda; Cyclophyllidea; Taeniidae. The record is from RefSeq and is a predicted model, not a curated record. Bases 1 to 270 code for a protein of 89 amino acids. The transcript is spliced from 3 exons.
AUGAAGGACGUCCAUGAGUUAUAUGCCUCUUCCAUGGACCAAGUGGAAGAUAGAGGACUGGAGAGACAGUUCUGCAAGGUGUUGAGUAUCUGCUCACAGUCUGCCGUCUUCUUCCCUUUUCGUCCAUCUCUGCCAAUGGUGAUACGUCUGCUGCCGUCGCUAUUGCCACUACCAUUACUGAUGGAGUUAGUUCUUUGCUGGUAUAAACGCCGCGAUGACUGCACACGAAAAAAGUGUUGUCUGAGGAAACGGCGGUGUAUCGCUGCUUAG